Thunnus maccoyii (southern bluefin tuna) is the source of this 4062-nucleotide messenger RNA. RefSeq names its product BAR_ACAPs and ArfGap_ACAP domain-containing protein. Bases 512 to 2692 code for a protein of 726 amino acids. Gene Ontology annotation, cellular component: cytoplasm. NCBI's taxonomy places the organism in Eukaryota, Metazoa, Chordata, Actinopteri, Scombriformes, Scombridae. Gene Ontology annotation, molecular function: GTPase activator activity; protein binding. The transcript has 22 exons. The record is from RefSeq and is a predicted model, not a curated record.
UUAAACAUGUCUAGAGGUGAUCUGUAAGUGUAGUUACGGUAGUUGUAGCUCCCCUCCAGGCCGCAGGGUGUCGCUGGUUCUCAGCGGGCUGUGAGCUGAUCGGAUCCGGAUCUGAGGCGGAGGUUGUCGGUGACCAGGAGCAGCAGCAGCGGGCUGCAGGAUGCAGACAGCUGUCGGUCGGAAAACGCGAAACACCGUUUUACUGACGCUUCCAAGCAAACUGCUGCAACAUGCGUGCAUGCAUGUGCGUGUGCAUAGAGCGUGAUCGAUCUUCCGUGUGUGAAACUAUCGACUAGGCGCGCAGGGAAAAGUUAUUGGCCGUGGUGUUUACUUUUGGACGCAGUUUAAUAUGAGGAGUGACGUGAAUUGUCAGAGUGAGAGCGGACCGAUCGGAUCGAUACACCGAUACUGCUGAGCUAACUGAGCUAACAGGCUAACUGUCAGCAUGAAGGAUCAAUAAACUUAUCGACAGGUGACUCAGUGACAUUAACAACACCUGCUGGCAGACAUCAUGGACUCGCCGCUGGAUUUUGAGGAGUGCAUCAAAGACUCACCUGAGUUCAGACUGAACCUGGAUCAGUUUGAGGCAGAUGUUUCUCUGCUGGAGACACAGCUGGAGAAGGUGAUGAAGCUGUGCGGUAAGAUGGUGGAGGCGGGACAAGCGUACAGCGCAGCCAAUCAGCUGUUCCUGAGCGGCCUGGCGGAGCUCUCCGUGUACCACAAGAAGGACGGCGUCAUCACUAAUUGUCUGAACCAGUUCAACCAGGGCCUGCAGGAAAUGGUCAGCUUUCACACUAUGCUGUUUGACCAGACUCAGAGAGCCAUCAGACAUCAGCUGACCAACCUCUGUACACAGUUCCUGCCCCAGCUGGCAGAGACCAGGAGGGAGUUUGUGCGGAUCGGGGAGGAUCUGGAGACGGCGGCGCUGAAGAGUGCUCAGGUGUCUCGCCACAAAGCCGGCGAUGCCGAGCGAGCGAGUCACCUGCUGCUCGCCACACGCAAAUGCUACCAACACUUCGCCCUGGACUACUGUCUGCAGCUCAACACAUUCAAGACUCAGCAGAGAGUCGACAUCUUAAACUCAGUUUUCUCCUUCGUCCAAGCUCAGUUCACCUUCUUCCAUCAAGGCUUCGACCUGCUCAGAGACCUGGAGCCCACCAUGAAGACCAUGGCAGCACAGUUGUCUCAGCUGUCAGCCGACUGUGCAGCUAAAAGAAAAGACCUGGAGAACAAACACCUGCUGGUCCAGCAGAGAGAUGCUUCAGGGGAGCCGAUGGUCGGCCCGUGUCCCAGGAGCGAUGACAUCAUCCAGGGUUACCUCUUCAAACGCUCCAGGAGGAAAACCAAAACCUGGAAGAGAUGCUGGUUUUCCAUCAGAGACAACCAACUCAUCUACAGGAAAUCACACAAGGAGGAGGCCGUGGUUCUGUUCGAGGAUCUCAGACUGUGUGCUGUGAAAUCUCUGGAUCACAUCGACCGACGUUUCUGCUUCGAGCUGCUGUCUGUUCAGAAGUGUUGUGCUCUGCAGGGAGACUCGGAGCAGUUGAAGCAGGCCUGGCUCAGCGCUCUGCAGGGCAGCAUCGACCUGGCUUACAGAGAGAAAGCCGACGUUCAGCUCACACAGCCUAAAGAGCCCCUCCCUCUCCUGUGUGGUGGGGACAACUCGCCGGCCCCCCCCUCUCGGAGACCGCCGGCGCUGGGCGUGGCCCUGCGGGGCCCCGGGAACCACCGCUGCUGUGACUGCAGCGAGGAGGAGCCCCGCUGGGCCUCCAUCAACCUGGGAGUCACCAUGUGCAUCGAGUGCUCCGGCAUUCACAGGAGUUUGGGCGUCCACCUGUCCAAGGUGCGAUCUCUCACUCUGGACUCGUGGGAGGCCGAACAGCUGAAGCUGCUGUGCGCUCUGGGAAAUGAUGUCAUCAACCGGAUCUAUGAGGCUCGGUGUUCAGAGAGAGGACGAGUCAAACCCACAACUGACAGCCCGCGAGCAGAGAAAGAGAUGUGGAUCAAAGAGAAAUAUGUGGAGAAGAGAUUUGUGCAGAACAGCGGCUCAGACGGUUCUCAGCGUGACAAGGACGCCGCCGGGCUGCGUCUGUAUCGGGCUGCGCUGGCAGGAGACCUGGUUGCCAUGGCGGCGGCGUUGGCCCAGGGGGCGGAGGUCAACGGGAGCAUCGCUGAGGAGGAAGGACGCACGGCGCUGAUAGGAGCUGCUGUCGGGGGGUCGCUGUUGGCCUGCGAGUUCCUGCUGCUGAACGGAGCAAACGUCAACCACCGAGACCUGAGAGGACAAGGAGCGCUGCACGCCGCCGCCACCGCCGGACACACCGGACAGGUGUGUCUGUUAAUGAAGAGAGGAGCCAAUCAGUACGCUGUGGACGAGAGAGGACAGGACCCGUUGGCCAUCGCCGUGGAAACAGCCCACGCUGACAUCGUCACACUACUGCGGAUGGCCAGAAUGAAUGAAGAGAUGAGAGAUUCAGAAGGAGUGUUUGGAGCUGUGGGAGACGACGAGACGUUUCAGGACAUCUUCCGUGACUUCAGCAACAUGGCGUCGCACGACCCGGACAAACUCGCCAGACGGCAGUUCAGCCGUGGAGGAGGAGGAGACGAAGAGGAAGAGGAGGAGGAGGAGGAGGAGGGAGGAAGAGGAGGAACGAUAAACAGCCAGCAGAGUGUUGAAAAGACGUCAGAAUGACAGAAAGACUAGAAGCCCGUCGGACCGCAGACCCUCUCCAGAGAGACUCCAAAACCACUGGGUUGCCACGGUAACAGUUUAGACGGACAGCUUCACGUGACGGACGGCUGAUGAACAUAUAAGACUUAUUAAUAUAGUGUAGUAUAUUCUCAAGUACUCAGAUACUUCAUGUGUUUUUAGGUUUUGACUGAAAUAUCUCGACUACUGUUGUUGAUGGAUUUCCAUCAUGUUUAGUUGACACGUUCAUGUUCCUCUCAGGAUGAACUGUAAUAACUGUGGUGAUCCUCUCUGACUUUGCCUCUAGCGCCACCAUCAGGUCAAAAAUGUGUCCAAUACUUUAGUUCACGACCUGCAGGACUAACGACAUUCCCAUCAGCCUCGUUAAUGUUAAUUAGUGAGGUUUACAGGUGUGUUUUCUAGCUGUUUCCCCCCCCCGUCUUUAUGCUAGGCUAGGCUAAGCUAAGCUAAGCUAACCACAUCAUAACUACAUCUCACUCUUGGCAGGAAAAGCAAAUAAUCCUCCAAUAAACGUAUAAAUGUGACGUUACUUUGGGGGAAGAAACGCUCUCACUAAUCGUUUACAUGCUCAUUUAAAGUUAACAUGUAAAGUUACAGAUAAACAAACUCAGUUACAAACAAACAAACAACCUGCUCCUUCACACCUGUUUACAGCUCCGUGAUGAUGUCAUAAAGGGAGGAGGAGCGUCAUGUUUGUGUAGUUACAUGAAAAACAUCCGGCCUUUAAUAUUGUUAAAGAAUAUUAAUAACUCAGGUCAAUAACUGUGAGUCGUUACUAACGAGAGAAAAACAUCCUGACGGUUAAAAAAGUCGAUUAAAUGAAUGAAACUAGAUCAGAUUAAUUCAGCUCGUUUUUAGCGGCGGAUCUAAAGCGUCUCGUUACUUCCUGUUCUGCUCUCGCUGCUGCUGCUGCAGGUCUGCGUCACUUCUUCAUGGAGUUAGCUUUGAGCACGAGGGCGUUACACUUCAGAGACACGCUCAACACAAGAUGGAAGUUACAGAAAGUAUAAAUGCUGAUUCAUGCAGAUGUCUAAUGUUGUUAUUUAGACUAGGAACAUGCAUCUUUUUUUCUGGCCCCGCCCCUUAAAAUAUCCCGUGCAAACAGUAUUAAUUUGGAAGGGACCCAGCCCCCCAAAAAACUGCACAAACAGAUAAAGUGAAAGAUAGAAGCAUAUAUGUUAUUAUAUAAGUUAAACAAAAUAAAAGAGACAGAGCCAGGCUAGCAGCCCCCCCCCCCCCCCCGGUUUCCAAUCUUUAUGCUAAGCUAAGCUAAGCUAUGCUAACCAGGUGCACAGACAUGACAGAGGAUCAAUCUGGACGUCUGACUCUCAGCGAGAAAUAUUUCACAAAAU